AAAAAUCAAAAUGGCGAUGCUCGGACCAGGAAGGUCGGGCAGUGUGCUGCCGUCCGUCUCUUUCCAGCUCCUGUUGAGUCUGACAGUAGGAUACUUCGUGUUUUAUUUCCUGUUCACUCUGGGUUUGAUCAUUAAAAAAAGUUUGGUGCUGUCUUAUCCUGAUGAUCUUCUGGCCUGUGAUGUCGGUCUGCUGUUCCUCAUGGCUGCUCUGGAGUGCAUCCACUUCUGCUGUGGUGUGAAGGGCAACCUGACAGAAAGCGAGGGCUAUCUUUUUGCUAAUCUCAUCGCAACAGGGACCACCAUUGUGCUGGCUGUUUAUUUCCUGGUGUGGCAGACCUAUGUAAUGUGGGGAGAUGUAAUCCUCAGCAGUAUCUUACUUGUUAUGUACGGCUUAAGUGGAGUCUUGGCUUGCAGCACUUUAGCUCGACUAGCCAGCGUCUAUUCAUGAAGAGGCCGACUGGAUGUUACUGCUGGAUUCACAAUUUUCCUGCACUUUCUUACUAUGACCAGGAGGCAUAAAGGACCUUGUCUCAGGACAGUUUACGUGUUUGUAAAUACUGUUUAUAAGGACUGCAAAAACAGACUUAGAAUUAUAAUUUUAAACCAAUCUGGUGUUUCUUAAAGCAACAGUUUAUCAGUACAACACAGAUAACUGAGUGACUUUUCUUUGCUGAAGUCAAGCUUUUUUGUGUGUGUCUAACUGUGUCAUGCUUUCUUCAGUAUCUUUUUGUAAUAUGUAAAGUUCAAAACAAAUUUUUGAGUCCAUAUUUUUAUAUUUAUUAUUUUUGUACAGUUUCAUAAUUUUUGUAUUUUCACCAGUAGAGGGCAGAAUUGUUUUGGUAAAAAAAAAAUAGUGACAACAUUUAUUUUGGUACUCGAGACAUUCUUAUGUGUAAAAUGGAUUAAAGACUCUGACUGUGUGGUCACACUUGAAUUUAAAAAGAAAUAAACAAAAUCAUUUAUAACUGACAUUUACCUUAAAUGUCAUCUAUAAAUGACAUUCCAUA
Sphaeramia orbicularis (orbiculate cardinalfish) is the source of this 1007-nucleotide messenger RNA. Its product is annotated as transmembrane protein 80-like. The transcript is spliced from 6 exons. Gene Ontology annotation, biological process: non-motile cilium assembly. Bases 11 to 448 code for a protein of 145 amino acids. The record is from RefSeq and is a predicted model, not a curated record. Gene Ontology annotation, cellular component: ciliary transition zone. Lineage: Eukaryota; Metazoa; Chordata; Actinopteri; Kurtiformes; Apogonidae.